AUGACGGAUCAUGGCUAUUUUCUCUUGUUCGGAGAUUGCAAGGCGGACAUAUUUGAUGAUAGAACUUUACAACAUUUGGUAGUAAGUGUAAGGCAGAAAGGAAACAGGUGUUUUCCACUAGUUUUCAAUACAAACAAAGAGUUUGCUUUGAAAACCAGUGUGCAUGAGUGUUCCAAGCUGUGGCACAAGAGGUUUGGGCACUUAAACUUCAAAAGUCUCAAGCUGUUACAGACACAAGAACUUGUACUGGGGCUGCCUGAAAUCCAAGUGCAUGAUGCAGUUUGUCAUGGAUGUGCAAUGGGGAAGAAUCAUAGAGAGGCAUUUCCACAAGAAUCGAAAUGGAGAGCAAAGGAGCCACUAGGUUUGAUCCAUUCGGAUAUAUGUGGUCCUAUGCAAACACCAAGUUUGGGAGGAAAUAGAUACUUUAUCACAUUCAUUGAUGACUACUCAAGAAUGUGCUGGAACGGCGUGGCAGAGAGGAAGAACAGAACCAUCAUGGAAAUGGCAAAAUGCAUGAUUCAUGAGAAAGAGCUGCCAUACAAUCUGUGGUGUGAAGCAGUGAACACAGCAGUAUAUCUGUUAAAUCGAAGUCCAACAAAGGCUUUAGAAUCCUCUACACCUUUUGAGAGGUUUAGUGGAAGAAAGCCAGGUAUUAAACAUUUAAAGGUGUUUGGCUCAAUGUGUUAUCCCUUAGUUCCAGGAGCUGUGAGACACAAGCUGGAAGCAACAAGUGUCAUGGGUGUCCUUAUUGGCUACGGCAUCUGUGAGAAGGGAUAUAGGAUAUUGAAUCCUAUAACUGAGAAAGUGAUACUCUCUAGAGAUGUGAUCUUUGAUGAACAUGGCAAGUGGGAUUGGGAGAAGCACAAAGUUAAGGAAAUCUGUAUUCCUUUAUCUGCAAACAGAUAUACAAACAUGGAUAGAACUACUGAUGAGUUGGAAAAUCAAGAUCAAGUGACCUCUGAUGAUACUCAAGUUGAAAGUGAGAUUCCCUUAGCUACUGAGGGUGGAGAAUCAAGUAGUCAUCCUCAGUGCCAUGUAUGCAUUAUUGAGCCUGAGUGCUUUGAUGAGGCUGCAAAGGAUGAGGCAUGGAGAAAGGCAAUGGAAAAUGAGAUAAGCAUGAUAGAAAAGAAUCAGACAUGGGAGUUGGUGAACAGACCAUUUGAUAAACUUGUGAUUGGGGUAAAAUGGGUAUACAAGACAAAAUUGAAUCUAGAUGGGUCAAUUCAGAAGAACAAGGCCAGAUUAGUUGCAAAAGGUUAUGCACAAAAGCCGGGGAUUGAUUAUAAUGAGACCUUUGCACCUGUGGCCAGAUUAGACACCAUAAGGACUCUCAUUGCAUUGGCUGCAAAGAACAACUGGAAGCUGUAUCAGUUGGAUGUAAAAUCUGCGUUUUUGAAUGGGGUACUUGAAGAAGAAGUUUACAUAGCGCAGCCAGAUGGAUUUCUAGUGAAGGGUAAGGAGGAUAAAGUGUACAAACUACACAAGGCUUUGUAUGGAUUGAAGCAGGCACCUAGGGCCUGGUAUGGAGAGAUUGAUUCCUACCUUGUGCAGUGUGGUUUCAAAAGGAGUACCAGCGAGGCAACUCUAUAUGUGAAGUGUAAGGGAAACUCAGAGCUGGUCAUCAUAUCUAUAUAUGUUGAUGAUAUAGUUUAUACUGGAAAUUCUCAAGAGUUAUUACAGGAGUUUAAGACUGAUAUGAUGCACAAGUAUGAAAUGACAGAUUUGGGUUUACUACACCAUUUUCUAGGAAUGGGGGUUAUGCAAACUGAAGAUUCAUCUUCAUACAUCAAAGAAAAUACUGUUGAAGAGGAUGAUGAUAGUGGAGCUGCAGAUGAAGCUCAAUACAGGAAAAUUGUGGGAAGCUUGCUGUAUCUCACAGCAACAAGGCCUGACAUAAUGUAUGCUGCAUGUUUGUUGGCAAGGUUUAUGCAUUGUCCCACAAACAAGCAUUAUGGGACAGCAAAGAGAGUUCUAAGAUAUAUCCAAGGGACUCUUGAUUUUGGUUUGGAGUACAAGAAAGGAGAAGGUUCAGUUUUGGUGGGCUUUUGUGAUAGUGACUGGUCUGGAUCAGAAGAGGAUAUGAAGAGUACAUCUGGAUAUGCCUUUACAUUUGGCAGUGGAAUUUUCUCUUGGGCAUCUGUGAAGCAACAAUGUGUUGCUUUAUCUACAGCUGAGGCAGAAUAUGUGAGUGCUUCAGAGGCAACAACACAAGCCACUUGGUUAAGGUUUGUGUUGGAAGAUUUUGGUGAAAUGCAGACUGCUGCAACACCGAUGAACUGUGACAAUACCUCAGCCAUUGCUAUCACUAAGAACCCUAUAUUCCAUCAGAAAACCAAGCAUAUAAAUCGGAAGUAUCACUACAUCAAGGAAGCAUUGCAGCAAGGAGUGAUCGAUAUAGUUUACUGUCCUACAGAAAAGCAAGCAGCUGAUAUCUUCACCAAAGCCCUGGCAAGAGAGCAGUUCACUUAUCUUAGAGAGCUUCUUGGUGUGAAAUCAGUCCACAAUUUAAAGGGAAGUGUUAGUGUAUAA
Messenger RNA from Prunus armeniaca (apricot), 2529 nucleotides. The record is from the annotation of a GenBank genome assembly. Lineage: Eukaryota; Viridiplantae; Streptophyta; Magnoliopsida; Rosales; Rosaceae.